Molecule: messenger RNA, 1001 nt
Organism: Brassica rapa (field mustard)
Lineage: Eukaryota; Viridiplantae; Streptophyta; Magnoliopsida; Brassicales; Brassicaceae
Product: nudix hydrolase 27, chloroplastic
Biological process (GO): nucleoside phosphate metabolic process; ribose phosphate metabolic process
Cellular component (GO): chloroplast
Molecular function (GO): guanosine-3',5'-bis(diphosphate) 3'-diphosphatase activity; bis(5'-adenosyl)-pentaphosphatase activity
Source: RefSeq, a predicted model, not a curated record
UAUCAUUUUAUCGCUUCGGAGAAAGUUAGAUAUUAUCGCUAAAGCGGACUCACGAGACGAGAGAGAGGGGGAGCCUAAGAGUAGUUCCCGCCGCCAUGGCCGUUACGGCGUCUGGAUUCAUCGGCAAAUCAGCAAUCUCCGUUCGUCUAGAUUUCUACUGUAAACCUGCCAAAUUCGCAUACUCGAAACGUCCCUUCUCUGCGUCGAAGCCUCUGGUGGUGGUUCGGUCCGUGGCCUUAUCGCCGCCGGCGAGGACAGUUGAGGCGCCGCCGGUUGGUUACCGGAAAAACGUUGGCAUUUGUCUCGUUAGUCCGUGUAGAAAGAUAUUUACUGCAUCGAAGAUUCACGUUCCGGAUACGUGGCAAAUGCCUCAGGGAGGUGCUGAUGAGGGAGAAGAUCUGAGAAAUGCUGCUUUUAGAGAGCUGAGAGAAGAAACAGGGGUUACCUCGGCUGAAUUCAUUGCGGAGGCACGCUUUUUGACAUCCCUCUCUCUCAUAAUACCAAACUGGCUGACCUAUGAUUUCCCCCGGGAUGUGAAAGACAAACUGAACCGGAAAUGGCGAACAAGUUACAAAGGCCAAGCUCAGAAAUGGUUUCUUUUCAAGUUCACGGGCAAGGAGGAAGAGAUAAAUCUCCUUGGAGAUGGGACUGCAAAACCAGAGUUUAAGGUGUGGUCGUGGAUGCUUCCCGAACAAGUCAUUGAGCAUGCUGUAUAUUUCAAGAGACCUGUCUACGAGCAUGUCAUAAAUCAAUUCAAUCCGUACUUCGUGGAUGAAGAAGAGAAGGAUUCCAUGAACUCGUGCAAGGACUAAAUGUAACACGAGAUUGGUCAGAAAAAAAAAGUGAUUACUGAUUAGGAAGAAAUCAAUCAAUCGUUAUACCCCAUCAUAGAUGAAAUUGCUUUAAUACGUUUUAUGUUUAGACACUGCAAAAAAAUUGUACUUAUGAAAUGCAAACUACUGUUCUUAGAGCUCAUUUCUCAUAGUCAUUGCAUCGGAUAA